Lodderomyces jiufengensis is the source of this 1266-nucleotide messenger RNA. RefSeq lists its product as uncharacterized. The record is from RefSeq and is a predicted model, not a curated record. The transcript has a single exon. The coding region runs from base 1 to 1266 and encodes 421 amino acids. NCBI's taxonomy places the organism in Eukaryota, Fungi, Ascomycota, Pichiomycetes, Serinales, Debaryomycetaceae.
AUGACAUUGACUCAAAAACUGAAAUCAAAUCUUUCAAAUUCACUUGAUCAAAUAUUAACAGAAGUUACAACUUUUUCAAAUGAUAAAGAACCAAAUUUAAUUGCACCAUGUUGUACAAUUGGAGUUACUGAUUUAAAAUCAAAUUUAUAUUUAAAUACAAAAGGUAUAAGUAGUCUAAAUGAACCAGAUAAAAAGGCAACUAAUGAAAAAUUAUAUGCUUUUUUUUCAUGUACUAAAGCAAUGACAGUAAUGGGAGCAUUAAUAUUAUAUGAAAGAGGUUUAUUAGAUUUAAAUAAACCAGUAUCUACUUAUUUCCCUGAAUUUUCAACUAUUGGUGUAUUAGAACCAAAUAUAGUUGAUAAAAAAACUGGUAAAUUAUUAAGACCAUUAAAAGCUCCAUUAACUCAAGUUAAUGCAAAACAUUUAAUAACUCAUACUGCUGGAUUUUCAUAUGGUUUUCUUCAUCCAGAUUAUUUUACAUUAAUUACAAAAGGUGAAAAACUUGAUCCAAUUAAUCCAACAAUUGAAUUUUUUUUAACUAAAACUCCUUUAGUUCAUCAACCUGGAUCAGCUUGGAUGUAUGGUCAUAGUAUUGAUUGGUUAGGUUUUAUAAUUGAAAAAAUUUGUGGUAAAACUUUAGGUGAAUUUUUAAAACAAGAAAUUUUUGAUCCAAUUGGUAUGAAUUCAUGUACUUUCCAUCCAAAGACUUUUGAUAAUUUAAAUAGAAUUCAUUUUAGGAAAAAUGAUGAAAGUUUAAAAGUACAAAGAGUUAAUUUAAGUUUAGAUCCAAUAUUAGAUUUAGGAGGUCAAGGUUGUUAUGGAACAGUAGGUGAUUAUUUAAAAUUUUUAAGAGUUUGGUUAAAUUUAGGUUUUAGUCCAGAUAGUGGGAAAAGAAUACUUUCUAAAAAUACAGUUGAAUUUGCAAAAAGAAAUCAUUUACCAGAUAAUUUAAAUUUAGAAUUUAUUGGAUUAUCUCAUAAUUUUAUUGAUGAUGAUGAACCAACUAAAAAAACAGAUGGUUGGACAUUAACUGGUCAUGCAUAUACUUCAAAUGAUUUACCAACUGGUAGACCAAAAGGGUCAAUAUAUUGGGGUGGAUUAGCUAAUUUAAGUUAUUGGAUUGAUUUUGAAAAUCAAAUUGGUGGGUUUUAUGCUGUUCAAGUAUUACCUUAUAUGGAUGAAUAUAAUGUUGAAUAUAUUGGAAAAUUUGAAAGUGAAGUUUAUAAUGCAUUAAAAGAAAGUAAAUCAACAACUGCUAGAUUUUAG